GGGAGGGUGGCAGGAGCGGAAAAUGGGAGCAGAGCACUUUAAGAGAGUCCUGGGAAGCUGUAACCUGAAGCCUGUCGAAGGCUGGGCUGGGGGAAGCAGCAAAAAGCAGAUGUGGCUGCACCAAACCCACAGUGUCCCCAACUCGCACCCGCUGGGAGCCUGGGACGGCAGCGGCCGAGAGGAGCCCGAGGUUCAGGCAUGCGGAUUCCAGUGGUUCUCCUUUUCCUGGGUCUCUUAACUGUCCCAAGCAGAUCCCAGAACUCGGCUACUGAGCAGAACUCUGCCACUGCUGAUGGAGCUAACGCCGGUGAGGUCGAAGAGGAAGAUCCAUUCUAUAAGACCCCUGUAAACAAGCUGGCAGCUGCAGUCUCCAACUUUGGCUAUGACCUGUACCGUCAGCAAUCUAGCCGGACAGCCACUGCCAAUGUGCUACUGUCUCCAUUCAGCCUGGCUACAGCACUGUCUGGUCUCUCGCUUGGGGCUGGAGAACGAACAGAAGAUGUGAUUUCUCGCGCUCUCUUCUAUGAUCUGCUUAACAAAGCUGAGGUCCACAACACUUACAAAGACCUACUGACCAGCGUGUCUGGACCAGAGAAGAGCAUGAAAAGUGCUUCCCGUAUCGUCUUGGAGAAAAGACUGAGGGUGAAGCCUGGUUUUCACAGCCAACUAGAGAAGUCCUACAAGAUGCGCCUGAGGGCCCUAAGUGGCAAUACCCAGUUAGACCUCCAAGAAAUCAACAACUGGGUACGACAGCAGACAAAGGGAAGGAUUAUGCGGUUUAUGAAGGACAUGCCCGCAGAUGUCAGUAUUCUCCUUGCUGGGGCUGCUUACUUCAAGGGGACAUGGAAAACCAAGUUUGACACCAAGAAGACUGCCUUGAAGGACUUCCAUCUGGAUGAGGACAGAACUGUGAAGGUGUCCAUGAUGUCAGACCCCAAAGCUAUACUGCGAUAUGGUUUUGACUCAGAACUCAACUGCAAGAUUGCCCAGCUGCCAUUGACAGAGGGAAUCAGUGCCAUGUUCUUCCUGCCUACGAAGGUGAUCCAGAAUAUGAGUCUGAUUGAGGAAAGCCUUACUUCUGAAUUUAUCCACGAUGUAGACAGGGAGCUGAAGACAGUCCAUGCUGUGCUAAGCUUGCCCAAACUAAAGCUGAACUAUGAAGAGGCACUUGGCAACACACUAAAGGAGACAAGGCUCCAAUCACUUUUCACAUCACCUGAUUUUACCAUGAUUUCUGCCAAACCUGUUAAGCUAUCUCACGUGCAACACAAGGCAAUCCUGGAGCUUAGUGAAGAUGGGGAAAGAUCCACACCAAAUCCUGGGGUGAAUGCUGCUCGUCUGACCUUCCCCAUAGAAUAUCAUGUGGACAGACCUUUCCUUCUUGUACUGCGAGAUGAUACCACUGGAACCCUCCUCUUCAUUGGCAAGGUCCUGGAUCCCAGGAGUGUUUAGAUUCCUUCACAAUAAUCUGCAAUGGUAGGGCCCAAAUGGAAAGGGUGGUAUUGGGAGGGAUACUGGCUCCCUGCUCUGCUGCACAAAGACACAACUUGCAAAUCUUAUGCCUUCAUGCUGCAAUAAAAGAGCUUUUGCUAUUAA
Aquila chrysaetos chrysaetos is the source of this 1596-nucleotide messenger RNA. RefSeq names its product serpin family F member 1 (gene SERPINF1). Lineage: Eukaryota; Metazoa; Chordata; Aves; Accipitriformes; Accipitridae. Gene Ontology annotation, molecular function: serine-type endopeptidase inhibitor activity. The coding region runs from base 199 to 1452 and encodes 417 amino acids. The transcript has 8 exons. Gene Ontology annotation, biological process: negative regulation of angiogenesis; negative regulation of endopeptidase activity; positive regulation of neurogenesis. The record is from RefSeq and is a predicted model, not a curated record.